UUAGCCCUUGGGCUUGUGUUAAAGUUACUGAAAUAACGAUUCAGCGCCGUUUGAAUGUCCAGAGUCUGAAUGCAAGGGAGUGGAGCAACUUUGCCGGAAGAUACAACGCCUUUUGGUUUUUUGGGAGAUGGAAGCGCCGUAAGCAAUUCCUCCAGGGAAACUUUUCUGCAGAAGAGUCGCGUAAACGUUGCGCUGUUUGAAGACCUUUAUCUGAGGAGCUGAAUGCACAAGCUGUUAAAGCUUGAGAUGAAAUUAACUGGGGGUGGAGAGUCUUCCGCAGCAAAGUUUCGUAAGCUGACAAAGGUUACAUCAAAUAUGACUACGUGCAUCUUAGAAGCCCAAAGGAACAGCAAGAUGUCAACCUAACACUCGCACUCCCUGUCAGGGCCAGUCCAGGAAACCAUGCAGUCAUCUGGGCAUCGGUUCCGUGACGUCGAGCAUCACCCGCUGCUUGCUGAGAACGACAACUAUGACUCCUUGCCGUCGGAGUCCGACGCGGCCGAGCGAGUCUGGUUCAUCCGCGACGGAUGCGGGAUGGUGUGCGCGCUGAUGACGUGGCUCCUCGUCGUCUACGCGGACUUCGUGGUGGUGUUCGUCAUGCUGCUCCCUUCCAAAGACUUCUGGUACUCCUUCAUCAACGGGGUGCUUUUCAACUGCUUGGCGGUGCUCGCCCUGUCCUCCCACCUGCGGACGAUGCUGACUGAUCCCGGGGCCGUUCCCAAAGGAAACGCCACAAAAGAAUACAUGGAGAGCUUGCAGCUGAAGCCGGGAGAGGUGAUCUACAAGUGUCCGAAGUGCUGCAGCAUCAAACCAGAGCGUGCGCAUCAUUGCAGCAUUUGCAAGCGAUGCAUCCGGAAGAUGGAUCAUCACUGUCCGUGGGUGAAUAACUGCGUGGGCGAAAGGAACCAGAGGUUUUUUGUGCUUUUUACUAUGUACAUAGCUCUGAUUUCAGCUCAUGCCCUCAUCCUGUGUGGGUUUCAGUUUUUCUCCUGUGUGCGAGGACAGUGGAUCGAAUGCAGUGACUUUUCCCCACCUGUGACUGUGAUCCUGCUGAUAUUCUUGUGCCUUGAGGGUUUUCUGUUUCUUACGUUCACCGCGGUCAUGUUUGGCACUCAGAUCCACUCGAUAUGCAAUGAUGAAACGGAGAUUGAAAGACUGAAGAGCGAGAAACCCACUUGGGAACGGAGGCUACGCUGGGAAGGAAUGAAAUCGGUCUUUGGCGGCCAGCCUUCUCUGCUAUGGAUAAAUCCUUUUGCUGGAUUUCGAAUUAGACAGCUGGUGCUAAGAGCCAAGAAAGGUGGUCCAGAGUUUUCUGUUUGAGCCUGCCCAAUCAUGCUGGAACUUGCAAAAAAAAAAAAAAAAAAAGUAGUAUAUUGUAUUUAUUUUGGGCACCAGCAAAAGAGAGGGAAAGAAAGCUGCCACCUGUGACCAGUGAAGAUUGACCCACAUGAACCAUUUUGCUUGUAGCAAGCAGAAUUUUAUACAUUUAUAGUCACAGACAUCUCAUUAACUCUCAGAAGUGUAAACUGGAUAUACUCCCGCACAUAGUUUUUGAGCAAGAGAAGCAAACAGAUCCAAGGAGGGUGGAUCGUCACACUAAAGAAGCCAAACUAUCGUCUUUACUACUGUAACUUAUUCUUUUAGAGGAUUAAUUGUGCAUUUAUUUUUGUCAACCCCCUUCUCUUUGACGUGUGUGUGCUUUUUUUUAAAGAGUUGAUCUGUGCUGUUUCAUGAAACUGUGUGCCAAGAAGGCACAGUUGUCAAUUAUGACACAAAUGCUGGAAAUGAUUACCAAAAGCAAUCCAUUUCAUCCUGAUACUUAUCAGGCGACCAUUAAGGACCCCCAUCAUGUAACAUUUUUUCUUUGUCUUGAGAUCCCUCUGAGCUGUAUCUCUGCAUGUGAAUAUCUCUACGGGCCCAUGAUUUAUGGCAUAACCAAAAACAUAAAGUUAACCCGUGUCCGGAAUUUCCUUCUUCUCACUAGAUGCCUUUUUAGGAUUAAAUUUAGGAUGCUAAAUAUGCCGCGGUCAUUUGGCAGUGCCAUAUCCCGCCCCCAGAUAUUUGUGCCAGUUUGCUGGUCAUAAUCGCUUCAGGAACUCAUUUUCUGCCACAGUGGUGCAUCUGAGGACGGCUUUUUGUCUUUAUGCAAGGGAAAAGUGGGACCAACGACAGAAGAUCCCGUGAAAUGAAUGUGUUGAUGGUUGGAAGUCCAGCCCCCAAAAUCUCUGUUGCUUUUCGUCUGUCCUUGCAGAAAUUGGUUGCAAAAUAGGCCUGCAGGACCCAGGGCAGAACCAGGGAACUUGCUAUUCCAAGUGAGAAUGUUUUUGUCAUUAUACUCCCCCAAUUCUUCAAGAGACGUGUAGUUCGCCAAGCGAACUUGCACCCAGAUCCAGGCGUGCCGUUUGGAGAUCAGUCAUGCUGAUUCCAGACAGCCUUCAAUGCCGGUGCGUCACUCUCCACUUGAGCACACCAGUGUCUGUGCAUAGAGACCUCCACAGAGGCGCUUCUGAGUGUGUGAACUGGCCCCUCCUGAAGUGGCUGCUGGGAAGGCAGGACGGCUCAGUAGACAUCAGAGCUCCCACACAGGCCGGGAGCGCUCAAGAGGGACCAUGAGUGUGUGUCGCAUUGUGCCGCCUGUGAUUCUCGACAUCUCCUUGGAGCCGUGCCAGCCUGACCGCGUUGUUUCAUCGCAGCGGCAUUUGUUUGCCAUUACAAACGGAAAGCUGCUCGCUGCAGGCACAACUGCUCCCGAGCUGCUCGAACGAGUUGCGUAAAAGCAGUUUUCUGGCCCCGUGUAGCAAGAAGCCGCCGCAUGCUUCUCUCUGAAAUCUGAGAGUACUGAAUUCUCUAAAUAGAAUAAGCUCAAAAUAAUCCCAAAUUGGUCUGUUCCUUUGUUUUUCCCAUCCUCCGUUCCUUUAAUGUCACCCAAUAAUUCAGCAUCGGGGAGACAAUCUAAAUUUUGAGCCUGCCUUUGCCUUGGCUAAAAAAAAUCUUCCUGUGUUUAAAUUUGCCUUAAAUAUAUCGGGGCCAAGGUUUUGCUUCCAAGCUUAAGGACACGUUCACCCCAACAUCUCCCACACCUGGAGAGCGACUCCAUUCCGUGCUUAGAAAAUGGCAGGAGAAUUUCCAUGAUAAAAGCAGGCUAGGAAACUUGACCUCAUGUGCUUUUCUUUUCUCUUCAUGAAAGCCCCCUUUUGAAUUCCAGCCCACACGUUAAUUCAGCCUUCAACAGAAGUUUAAAUUUUCCUGUAAUUCCCUGCAACUGUAUGACUUGUAGGGGGCCAGGAGUACAGACUGGUUGCAGCAAGAGUCCUCCAAAUUCACUCGCCUACACAGAGGUGCAUCAUCACAGUCUGUUCUCAACUGUGGUUCUUGCGUACGCAUGUGAAUGUUCACAGCUCUUUUGGGGCCAUGCAGCAAGCUGAUGAAUGAAAUUUGACGCGGAUGCCUAAAAAUAUGCAGUGAGUUCAAGGAGAUCCUUUCCUGUUUCUGUUUCGCACCUUCGCCUCAUUGGGGAACCGGUUAUAUCUGCCUUUAUCACAAGAACCUUCUUAUGUACGCCAUUUGAUGAAGUGUAACCUCUGGAACUCGGCAAACCCCCCUUAAAGCAGCUGACCCGUGUGUGACUUAGCAAGUGUGUGUGGUGUGCGUAUGAAAAUGGAGUAUCUUGGCUUUUCCGAUCCUUAUUCUGUUGUAACUUUUUUAAAAAUGUAAAAUAAAGUAACCAAAAGAAGG
This is a messenger RNA of Varanus komodoensis (Komodo dragon), 3735 nucleotides long. It is a transcript of the gene ZDHHC7, whose product is annotated as zinc finger DHHC-type palmitoyltransferase 7. Lineage: Eukaryota; Metazoa; Chordata; Lepidosauria; Squamata; Varanidae. The transcript has 8 exons. Bases 403 to 1320 code for a protein of 305 amino acids. Gene Ontology annotation, molecular function: protein-cysteine S-palmitoyltransferase activity. The record is from RefSeq and is a predicted model, not a curated record. Gene Ontology annotation, biological process: protein targeting to membrane; peptidyl-L-cysteine S-palmitoylation. Gene Ontology annotation, cellular component: Golgi apparatus; endoplasmic reticulum.